This is a messenger RNA of Penicillium paradoxum, 2439 nucleotides long. Its product is annotated as putative GTPase activating protein (Gyp3). The record is from RefSeq and is a predicted model, not a curated record. Lineage: Eukaryota; Fungi; Ascomycota; Eurotiomycetes; Eurotiales; Aspergillaceae. The transcript is spliced from 2 exons. The coding region runs from base 1 to 2439 and encodes 812 amino acids.
AUGGUCACAGAAAACGUAAACCCUCGAUAUCUGCCACCCUCGGCUGAUUUCGACCUUUCCGGCCGGCGCAGAGUCCCUCCCCCACGACUGGAGCCAUUGGCAAUCGAUUCAAGAACCGCACAUUCUGGCCCUAGACCCUCGCCUCGUACUCAUUCCCCGCUGCACCAUCGCCCGCGCUCUCCCCUCCCGCGGGCUCACAAUCCCCAUGACUACCCGUGGCCUCCCACUCCACCGCACCAGGGUCCCCCACAGGCCGCGAGGGGCGACUGGAACCCCCGAGAUCUGCCGGUCGCCAUCCACUAUACGCCCCACAACCUGACAACCAUCCACCGAACUGGGCCGCGCGAAAUGGUGAAUCUGAACGGCCGGCUCAUCGGAAGGCUCUGCCCGCUCGAGGAAUCCAUGGAGCAUCGCUCACAGGAACAAAACCACCAAGGACUGCCUUUUCCGCGCUAUCCGAUCAAUGGUACCCAUGGUACCGGCGAUGAUAAUGUUGUCCGAUCAAGCGUCAAUUCAUCCGAGACCGGGCGCUCUAGCAUCGAGCAAACUAGCGGAACAGAGCGCAGCAGUGUCUUGACAAAGAGUAGUUCAAUUACCGAUCUAUCGCCUGAUACCCCUGACGCGCCUUUUGGGUUGGACAAUGGUAUGAGUGUAGACGAUGCGAUCUCUAUGUAUCUCGAUGGCUUCAGCGACGUGACCGAAGAGCCUGGCUCGCCCAAAUCUCACUCGGGGAGCAAAGCACCAUCAAUCACACCUCCGCCCUCACGCGAUGCCAACCUAGAUGAAGUGCACGCGCUGGACUUCCCGUCGUUGAACGACGUUUCUUCAAUACCCCCCUCAUCAGAAUCUACCACGCAGAAAGACAAACGGCUAGAUUCGCUGUUCCUUCCUAACUACACUUAUUCCGAAUCCGCACCGAUAGCAUCUAUUCUCCCAGAUUCUCCGCCAGAUUCUACUCCAUUGGAAUCUGGAGCGUCGGAAUCUCCACCAGAGCAUGAACCGUCAAACCCUUUGACAGAUUCUGCACCACUUGACCUCACCCCGUCAGUAUCACCGGAAGCUGAAGCUGAGGCGGAACCGGAAGCGCCCAAUGUGCAUACUACCCCCCAACGACAGCCCACGAAAAAAGUAUUUCUUCCCGGAUUAGUACCUCCGCCACUGCUUCCUGGAAAUGGUCUGCGAGACGAUUAUGGAUUCCGCAAAGCGACACAAUAUGUGACCUUGGAUGAUUAUGAGGCCUGGAAGGGAUCUUACUCCCACCACGUGGUGCAACGCAGAGCCAAAUGGUGUGAAAUGCUCAAGGAACACGGGUUACCCACUUCAGAGCCCACCCAUUUUCCACCGCAGUCUUCGAAGGUCAAGCGAUUUGUUCGCAAAGGAAUUCCUCCAGAGUUCCGAGGUGCGGCCUGGUUCUAUUAUGCCGGCGGGUACGAGCUUUUGAACCGGAAUCUUGGCCAGUAUGAUCAACUUGUGGCGAGCGCUAUGAAAUCGCCGAGUAAUGAUGACAAGGAGCACAUUGAACGUGAUCUCCACCGCACCUUCCCCGACAAUAUCCAUUUCAAACCAGAAGGAGCUGCGAAAACACAGCAUUCGGGAAGCAGCAACCCAACUUACUGUAAUAUCACUACAGAGACGCAGAUGAUUCAGUCUUUACGUCGGGUUUUGUAUGCGUAUGCGCUGCAUAACCCAAAAAUCGGAUACACACAGUCUCUGAAUUUCAUUACUGGAAUGCUUCUCCUGUUCCUACCCGAGGAAAAGGCAUUUUGGAUGUUGCACAUUAUCGCAGCAGACUACUUGCCAGGAACCCAUGAGAUCAGCUUAGAGGGUGCAAACAUCGACCUCUGGAUUCUCAUGGUCCUGCUCAGGGACACCAUGCCAGGCAUCUAUUCUAAGAUUGCGUGCAUGGGAGGAACUCCAGCUGGACGAGGCAAAAUGCCUCCCUUGACUGUGAACUCGCGGUUGCCGGAUAUCACUCUGGGCCUGACCAACUGGCUUAUGUCGGUUUUCAUCGGAACUCUACCUCUAGAAACAACCCUGCGAGUCUGGGAUGUAUUUUUCUAUGAGGGCUCAAAGACGUUCUUCCGCGUCUCUUUGGCAAUCUUCAAAGCAUGCGAAAAGGAUAUUCUCGGCGUGACCGACCCCAUGGAGGCAUUCCAAAUCGUCCAAACCGUCCCCAAGAAACUAUUAGAUGCCAACACGUUAAUGGAUGAAUGUUUCGUCCGUCGACACCGGGUCGGUCAAGGACGUAUCGAAGAGCUCCGAGCUCAACGCCGGACGGCUGUCCGCGAAGAAAAGCUGCGACGAUCAGUGGCCUUCAGCAAAGGCCAGCUCCAUUCUGGGACGGACGAUUUCACCGGCCGAGCCCGUACACCAGUUCCGGGCAUCGAGCACCGGGUCGUCGGGGGCUGGCGUAACUUGAAACAACAUGCAUUCCGAUAA